Messenger RNA from Apaloderma vittatum (bar-tailed trogon), 1012 nucleotides. It is a transcript of the gene FUCA1, whose product is annotated as fucosidase, alpha-L- 1, tissue. Gene Ontology annotation, cellular component: lysosome. The record is from RefSeq and is a predicted model, not a curated record. NCBI's taxonomy places the organism in Eukaryota, Metazoa, Chordata, Aves, Trogoniformes, Trogonidae. Gene Ontology annotation, molecular function: alpha-L-fucosidase activity. The annotation marks the transcript as partial. The transcript is spliced from 7 exons. Gene Ontology annotation, biological process: glycoside catabolic process; fucose metabolic process.
GUACGUGGUACUGACCACAAAGCAUCACGAAGGCUUCACCAACUGGGGCUCGCCCGUGUCCUGGAACUGGAAUUCUCUGGAUACGGGGCCCCGCCGAGAUCUGGUAGGAGAGCUGGGACAAGCCCUCAGGGAGAGCAACAUACGCUACGGACUGUAUCACUCUCUGUUAGAGUGGUUUAAUCCGCUCUAUCUGGAUGACAAAGAAAAUGGCUUCAAGACCCAGAACUUCGUUUUAAAGAAGACCAUGCCAGAACUUUAUGAUCUUGUCUUAAAAUAUAAACCAGAUUUGAUUUGGUCGGAUGGAGACUGGGAAGCUCCGGACUCAUACUGGAAUUCUACCUCUUUCCUUGCCUGGCUUUAUAACGAUAGUCCCGUCAAGGACACUGUUGUUGUUAAUGAUCGUUGGUGUAAUAACUGCUCUUGCCAUCAUGGGGGCUACUACAACUGUGCUGACAAAUACAAGCCAGGGACCCUGCCAGCUCACAAGUGGGAGAUGUGCUCCUCCAUUGACAGGCUCUCCUGGGGCUAUCGAAGCAACAUGACCAUUGCUGAGCUAAUGGAUGAAGCGAGUAUCAUUGAGGAGCUGGUGCAGACUGUGAGUUUUGGAGGCAACUACCUUCUCAAUGUGGGACCUACAAAAGAAGGGGUGAUUGUUCCCAUCUUCCAAGAAAGACUUCUGGCCCUUGGGAGGUGGCUCAGCACUAACGGGGAGGCAAUUUAUGAAUCGAAUCCGUGGAGAGUGCAGAUGGAGAACAGCACAACCACGGUCUGGUACACGUCUAAAGGACCUGUUGUCUAUGCCAUCUUUCUGAUCUGGCCUCAGGACAGCGUUUUGGAGUUGUCCUCGCCCAGUCCAUCCCCAGGCAUGCAAGUGUCCAUGCUGGGUUUUGCAGGGACUCUGAAGUGGGAGAAGCUCCCAGGUAAAGGACUGCUCGUAACUUUGCCCGACAUGCUCCCAUCCCCUCUCCCUCCUCAGUCUGGCUGGACGGUCAAGCUUGAGGGUGUGAAGUGA